Exaiptasia diaphana is the source of this 2023-nucleotide messenger RNA. Its product is annotated as monocarboxylate transporter 3. The transcript is spliced from 4 exons. The record is from RefSeq and is a predicted model, not a curated record. Gene Ontology annotation, biological process: transmembrane transport. Lineage: Eukaryota; Metazoa; Cnidaria; Anthozoa; Actiniaria; Aiptasiidae. Gene Ontology annotation, molecular function: transmembrane transporter activity. The coding region runs from base 8 to 1309 and encodes 433 amino acids.
UUCAAGUAUGGCUGCGUGUCCUAGAAAGCGAGAAACAAAAUAYUCCUGGUUGGUUUGUGUUUGUGCUGCAAUAACAAACGGUAUGACGUCUUCUGUGUUUUUUAGUUUUGGUGUUUUUCUACCUGUCUUCAUGAAAGCGUUUGAUGAAAGCAGAGAAAAAACAGCUCUGCUGGGCUCUCUUACGUACUUUUUGGGAAUGUUUCUUUGUCUUCUGGCUGGAAAGAUUUGUAAUCGUUACGGAUGUAGAGUGUCUAUCAUCAUUGGCACCAUUUCAUGUAUAGCGGCUCUUCUUGUUUCUUCAUGGGCCACAGGAAUGACAUAUCUAUUCAUAUCGUUACCAAUUCUUUAUGGUUUAGGAAUAGCACUCAAUCUUAUGGCUUGUUUUUUAAUGGUUGCCUUGUACUUUGAUAAGAAUCGUCAUUUAGCUCUCGGAUUUGUAGCUGCUGGGGCUUCUGCAGGUUAUUUUGUAGUCGCGCCCAUAGCACAAGAGCUGAUCAGUUCCUUUGGGUGGAGAAACGCUUUAAGAAUAGAAUCAGGAAUGCUUCUUUGUUGUGGAAUAGCUACUAUCAUUGUAUUUGACACCAACGUGGAAGCUGACCCAAAUGGAUGCGCUGAUGCCUGUGAUUCGAGCCGUUGUAUCAGGCACGAGAAAAAAUACUCUUGGAAUAACCUAAAGAAAACUUUGAACUUUUGUAGUUUGUAUUACAGUGUGUCUGUUACAACAUUGUUUAUAGUGUCUUUAAGUCAUUAUUCUCUUCCAAUUCAUCUGGUUCGCAGUUGUGAAGAAGUAGGAAUUUCCAGUUCAAAGUCCUCCUAUCUGUACAUAGGUAUUGGUAUCGGAUCGUUCGUCGCCAAGAUUGCUGCAGGGAAACUCUGUCAGUUUGUCAAACCGAUUUACGUGAACCAAGCUAGUAGUUUGUUUAGUGGGAUUUCAGCGCUGACUGUCUCUAUGAGUAAAAGCUACAUUGUUUUAGUGAUAAUUACAGUUGUGUUUGGUCUGGCAGACGGUGCAUUUCAAAGCAGUUAUAACUCCAUUGCACUUAGUACUCCUGAUCCUCAAAAGCGAGCGUACGCGUAUGGCGGUGCAAAUAUGGUGAUUUCUCUGGCAUUUGUUCUUGGUCCUAUGAUAACAGGUCGUAUUGCUGAUCUUCACUCUUACAAGGAAGCCUUUAUUGUGUCUGGUGUUGUUACAAUCGUCGGUGCUUUGGUACCUUUCGUCCUUUGCUUUAGAAGAGACUCUGCCUCUCAAACCAGAACAAAUAUACUCAUGGAAGAACUUGUUGUUUUUGAGAAACUUUCUGUGGUUUAAUUCAGUCUCGAGUAUCAACUGUUCUUAUCAUUUUUAAAUGACUCCUUUCAUGAUUUUUACUCCUGCCCAGGCCUACGUCCGCAGGGAAGAGGAAUAAUCUGCUGUGCGUGUAGUUUUUUUUAUUAUCAAAUUAGAAGUUUGUGUGACGUACACAUCGUAACUCCGAUCCAGACUAUUCCGCCGCUAUAAGUUUAAAUGUUCAUCCAUCUCUAGAAUGACUUCGAUUAUUCUCAAAUAUACAGUCUUCCAUUUAUCUGUUUAUUAAUUUAAUACAAAAAAAAAAAGAAAACAAUAGUUAUCUUGACAACCUCCCUGAUCACAAAUACUUGACAUCAUUUGACUUUCAAGAUGGUAUUUAUUCAGUUAAUUCACUCUUAACUUCAGCUUAGAUUACAAGCAUAUUUUAACGCAAAUCGUGACAUUGAAAGAUGAUAAGGAGAGUAUAACAAUAUAUUUCCUCGUUGAGGCAUCAUUGUGAGUUUUUCCUUCUCAGAUUUCCCUAUAAUCCAUUGGGGCAUAUCAGGGCACGAGUUUGCGCUUUUUUAGAACGUCAAAUUUCUUUUUCAUUUCAUCAUUUAUUCCUAGUUAAUCAUCCCUUAUAUUAAAUGCAAUUUACUGUAUAUGACAGUUAAUCUACUAUUUUUUAACCCUAUUUUCCUUACAAGGCAUCUUGAGUACGUCUAGAUGGUCUUUGCUCAGGGAAGUUCCACGAUC